Messenger RNA from Pieris macdunnoughi, 675 nucleotides. NCBI's taxonomy places the organism in Eukaryota, Metazoa, Arthropoda, Insecta, Lepidoptera, Pieridae. The record is from the annotation of a GenBank genome assembly.
AUGCGUAAAAUUAAGAAAAAUAAGGAAAAGAACACUCAAAGUGAAAUAAUUAAAGAUAAUGAAAUAGUAGAUACCUCUACUAAUGAAAUCGAGGACAAUGCGAAAACUGCCCUCAAAAGUGAAGACUAUCGUAAUAAGAGACCUUUAGAAGAUCAUGACUCUGAUAGUGGUUCAGAAGUAAAGUCUAAGAAACCUAAGAAAAAAAAGAAACAGGUUGCACCAGUUGAAGAAACUACAGAAAAUGGAAAGAAACAAAAAAAGUCAAUACGUCAGAUGAAGAAAGAACGGCAUGCACAGAGACAGGCUGAAGUUGAAUUGGCAGCUAAAGACCAACUGAAAUCGCAAUGCCUUAAUUAUUUGUCACAGUGGAAGCAUAACAAGCAAAAUUGGAAGUUUAUGAAAGCUAAACAAGUUUGGCUUUACAAAAAUAAAUUUUCAAAACAACUAUUACCUGAAAAUUCAUGGCCCCUUCUAUUGGAGUACUUUGAAUCAUCUCAAGGCAAUAUAAGAAAAAUGUUACUUGAUGAUGCAAAUAAAAUAAUAAAACAAAUGGAUGACUGGACAGAGUCACAAGGUAAAAACAGUGACAAUGAAACAGAUGAAACAGAUUCAAAUAAACCAGAUGAUGUUACUUAUAAUAGAGCAAGAAAUUUAAUACAAUGUUUACAAGAAUGA